Leptomonas pyrrhocoris is the source of this 790-nucleotide messenger RNA. RefSeq lists its product as hypothetical. The record is from RefSeq and is a predicted model, not a curated record. The transcript has a single exon. Lineage: Eukaryota; Euglenozoa; Kinetoplastea; Trypanosomatida; Trypanosomatidae. Bases 104 to 790 code for a protein of 228 amino acids.
GCGCUUUCUGCAGCGCUCGAGCGGGGACCAACAUUCCUCGUUCCAUCAACACGCGAACUUCGCAAUCUGACGAGUGACGUGCAAGAGAGAGAGAGAGAAGAAUAUGUCCGCCGGAGUUGGGCCUGCUGCAGAGCAGGUGGAUAAGCCAGAGGAGGCGAAAAGCGACGUCGACGUGGCGCCGCUGCUUGCGCACGCUCCUCAGGUCAUGGAGGAGGACGACGGCGCCGUUCACAUUGCCGACAACGAGGCGGACGACGAGGCGGCCCUGGAGGCGCCGUACAGCGCGGAGGCCUUGCUGGACACCGCGAACGUCCUGACAGGGGGCGAGGAGGCCCCACCGCGGCUGAAGCGCGACUACGCCACCGCCUUCUUCAACACCGAUCCCCGCAUCGCCUUUGAUGCGCUGCACAUCGGAGCCCUGCGCGCCAUCGAGGUUUGUGAGCGCAUGAGCCGAUCGAGCUACGACUACCCGCCGUGGUACGUGCCAGAGGCUGAGCUUGUUAUUCCUCCCUCUUCUUCUGAAAGACCGUUCUUUUUCAUCAGUGCGAUGCAUCCCGUGGUGCAGUCUCGCGCCCCCAUUGAGCGGGAGGAUCGCCGCGUGGAUGAGCUGCUUUCCCACCCAUCUCGCCAGGCGUUGGCGGCGACGAUCGGGCCGGACAUGCUUGAGAAGUUACGCCUGCACCGCCACACCGAGGUGCGGCGACGUCAACGCAGGGAGGUGCCAGGGCCGCCAACGACGCGUGUAGCACCGUCGACAUCGUCGGUGCAAGAGAGUAGCGGCGAACCGUAG